Messenger RNA from Aquila chrysaetos chrysaetos, 2182 nucleotides. It is a transcript of the gene HOXB9, whose product is annotated as homeobox B9. Bases 123 to 866 code for a protein of 247 amino acids. Gene Ontology annotation, molecular function: RNA polymerase II cis-regulatory region sequence-specific DNA binding; DNA-binding transcription factor activity, RNA polymerase II-specific. The transcript is spliced from 2 exons. The record is from RefSeq and is a predicted model, not a curated record. Lineage: Eukaryota; Metazoa; Chordata; Aves; Accipitriformes; Accipitridae. Gene Ontology annotation, cellular component: nucleus. Gene Ontology annotation, biological process: anterior/posterior pattern specification; regulation of transcription by RNA polymerase II; embryonic skeletal system morphogenesis.
ACACAGCAGCCCAACUGUACUUUGUUGGCUGGGAAGUUGGAGAAGGGGGUAGAGUACAAAUCUAGAUCUGUCCUAUAUAUUUUUUUCCCUUCAUUGAACCGUGCUUUGUAUGAUGUCUGAGAAUGUCCAUUUCUGGGACUCUUAGCAAUUAUUAUGUCGACUCUAUUAUAAGUCAUGAAAGUGAAGACUCGCCUUCAGCUAAAUUUUCAUCUGGGCAAUAUACAAGUUCCAGGCAAGCUGGGCACAAUGAGCAUCUAGAAUUCCCCUCCUGUAGUUUUCAGCCAAAACCUCCAGUUUUCAGCGCCUCCUGGACUCCUUUGAAUCCACAUUCUUCUGGUACCCUUCCUGCCGUCUACCAUCCAUAUAUUCAACAUCAAAGCGUCCCAUCUGAUAGCAGGUAUCUCCGGAGCUGGCUGGAUCCAGUACCCAGAGCAGAGAACCUCCCCGGGCAGGGAUCUGUUAAGGCAGAGCCGCUGCUGGGCCGUCCCGGGGAUGUCCAUAAACAGGGAACACAGGAGUACAAUUUAGAAACUUCUGCUGCAAGGGAAGGGAUCGUUUCCAAUCAAAGGCCCAGCUUCGAGGACAAUAAAGUUUGUGAAGGAAGCGAAGACAAAGACAGGACAGAUCAAACUAACCCAGCUGCCAGCUGGCUUCACGCCCGUUCCUCCAGGAAAAAACGAUGCCCUUACACCAAAUACCAGACCCUGGAACUAGAGAAGGAGUUUUUAUUCAAUAUGUACCUGACGAGGGACCGUAGACACGAAGUGGCCAGACUCCUCAACCUGAGUGAGAGACAAGUCAAAAUCUGGUUUCAGAACCGAAGGAUGAAAAUGAAGAAAAUGAAUAAGGAACAGGGCAAAGAAUGAAAAACCAGAAAAGCAGCAUCCCCCCCCCCCCCCCCCCCCAGCUCCCAGCCUCCGCGGCCGCGCACCCCCACUGUAGUGCUGCCAAAUCCCCCAAACACGAGGGGAAAACCUCCCCGUUUCCCAUCUCCACCUUUGCAUGCGAGAUGUUGCUUAUUAUUCUUUUUUAUCUUCUUAGUAUUGCCACAUAGGAGGCAACUUAGCCAAAACUGCAGCUCCUUUUUGGGGACACAUGCUGGGUUUUGUUUCUGUUCUCUUGUUUUCUUUCUCUAUCCCCCCCCCCCCCCCUUUUCCCUUUUCUUCUCCCUACAGUGUAACAUAGACACAGGCUCCUGUCUGAGCAGCAGCUUUCUCUACUUGCAUUUUCUCCAUGGAAAACAAGACGGCAAACACAACUGGCCACAAACAACCCCGGCCCAAGCCCCCACCAAACCUCGCUGUCUUUCUUUAUCCACGUAAGGACAAUGAUUCUCUAUAACAUUCACAACACCCCGGCGCACACACACACACACACACACUCACACUCACACGUUGAGGUGACCAAGGAACCAGACGAUUUAAUUAAACUACUGCAAGACAGACACAUUCGUAAGACUUGCGUUUAAUUGCACCCAACAAAUCAUUUUCAAUUCGCCAACUUUAUACCGGGGUAGUCGGUUAAUGACAGCCCAACUCCCAACUGCGCUGGGUUUCUUCCUUUUUUUAAUUUUUUAAAAUUUUUUUUUGUUCCUUCUCUUUUUUAUUUUUUUUAAUUUUUUUUUUAGUUUGUUUUAUUAUGCGGGAUUUUUAUUUGAAUCGUGCCAUGGCAGAUAUGUGACUUUGACCUGAAAGUUUAGUAGGAUCUUUCCAGGCAAACCUCCUCAUCUGGUAGUUUUAUACUGGGUCACUUGGAAGAGGAGAAAAGACGGGGAGGGAGGCGAGAGAGUGUGUGGGGGGCACUCUCAGAGCCGCAUUGUAAAUUAUUUAGGAGAAAAAGGGGCGGAAGAACCCCUGCCAACUUAUUCCUAACUUUUAGAGGAGAGGAAGAAUGGGAUUUUCUAGUUAAAAAACUACCUUAGUAGAGCUAUAAGGGAGGGGAAGGUUGUGUUCUUAGUGCUAGCAUAUUUAUAAUUUAUUGUGAAUUGACUUUUCCUAAAGCAGUAGGCUGUUGCAGAGAUAAAGUGCCAACCCUAGCCUGUGUGUAUUUCUUCCCCCUCCUGUUUGCUGAGAUGCUUUUAAUACUUGAAUGUCGGUAGGGUUUUGUUGGGGUGGGGUUGGUUUUUUUGUGUUGUUUUUUUUUUUUUUCUUUUUUUUUUUUUUCGCCUGAAGCGAGCUCCCGG